This is a messenger RNA of Doryrhamphus excisus (bluestripe pipefish), 2963 nucleotides long. It is a transcript of the gene trib2, whose product is annotated as tribbles pseudokinase 2. The record is from RefSeq and is a predicted model, not a curated record. Gene Ontology annotation, biological process: protein phosphorylation; regulation of MAP kinase activity; positive regulation of proteasomal ubiquitin-dependent protein catabolic process. Gene Ontology annotation, molecular function: protein kinase activity; mitogen-activated protein kinase kinase binding; ATP binding. Gene Ontology annotation, cellular component: nucleus. NCBI's taxonomy places the organism in Eukaryota, Metazoa, Chordata, Actinopteri, Syngnathiformes, Syngnathidae.
ACGUAAAGAGGCGGGGCUGGAGUAUGUGUGUGUAUGUGUGUCUGUGCGCGCGCGCGCGUUAUGCCAAGCCUCCUCCCCUCCUUCCUCCGGCUAAGGGUGCAGGGUUGCGGUGUGUUGGGCAGUGUGCAGCUCCACUCUGCACUGAAUGAACCACGGCUGGCUCCCCACAGCCCACGCAAGAGGCUCCGCGGCGCCACGGCAGAGAGGAUGCCCCGCUGAGUCAAGGGAUAGGUCCGGGAAAGUCAACCGGCCGUCCCCUUGCUACCUUUCCUUCCCUCCUCCUUUCGUAGCCAACCCAGCAGCAACAAGCGACACCCUCCUUCCUUCCACCGGGAAGCGAGAGAAGAAGACGACUUCCACUUCCCCGCACCUUGAAGAUACCGUGUUUUUUUUUUCUUCCACGCGUGGAGCUUUUGUCCAUGCCGAGCGUGGAUUGUAUGGAACAAGGCCUUUUGCACUGACGUCCUAGCAGUUAGCAAGAAGGCUAACUAGCAAGCUACACCUGCUAGCCGUCAUCGUUUCCCACCGAAGACUCGUCGGAUAACAAGUUUGACUUUUAUCGCCCCCCCCCCUCCGCCACUCACUUCUCUUCCUUUUUUGAAAGUGUUUUAUAAAUUCAAACGAGUCAAGUUUAUUGUUUCCGUUUUACGAAACGUGCCACACUAUUUUUUUUACACCGGUAAAAUAAGCUAGCAGCUUGCCCGACCUAGCAACCUAGCCUCUGCACUUAAACGCAUGACUUUUUUCUUUGUUUAGUCGUUUCAUGCGGUUUGAUCCACAUUCAGCACACCGGCUGGUUACAUUCGCUGGCUGGGUUAAAGCGGCUGAAUGAAAACAAAGGAACCAAGUGAAGACUUCAAGCUAGCUUUGCCUGUCGAUGCCCUGCAAGUCGGACUGCAGCCUUUUUGCUUUUUAUUUCAUUCUACUGCAUUAUUUAUUGGGAAUACGACAGCGGCGUCUGAGCUGAAGCAAGCAAGUCGAAGAGGGAGGACGGACCGUCGCCGAUCGGGUGUAGCUGUGACGCCGCAUUCCCCCAUGAACAUACAGAGGUCACAUCCUAUUAACAUUUCACGUCAUGGGAGAUCGCGGCACAAAUCGCACGACUUUGAAGACUUGUCUUGCUUGAGGACAGCGAGCGAGUCCCACCACAGCUUCAGCCCCAACCUCGGUUCUCCCAGCCCGCCGGAGACCCCGGACUCGUCGCACUGCAUCUCCCGCAUCGGGGACUACCUCCUGCUGGAGCCCCUGGAGGGGGACCACGUCUUCAGAGCCGUACACCUGCACAGCGGGGAGGAGCUCGUAUGCAAGGUGUUUGACAUCGGCAGCUACCAAGAGUCACUGGCGGCCUACUUCGCCCUGGGCCGCCACCAGCACAUCAACCAGAUCCUGGAGGUCCUGCUGGGCGAGACGCGGGCCUACGUGUUCUUUGAGCGGAGCCAUGGCGACAUGCACUCCUUCGUGCGCACCUGCAAGAAGCUUCGGGAGGACGAGGCCGCCCGGCUCUUCUACCAGAUAGCCUCGGCCGUGGCGCACUGUCACGACAACGGACUCGUCCUCCGCGACCUCAAGCUGAGGAAGUUUGUCUUCAAGAAUGAAAGCAGAAGCGUGGUGAAGCUGGAGAGCCUGGAGGACACGUACAUCCUGGACGGGCGCGACGACUCGCUGUCGGACAAACACGGCUGCCCGGCCUACGUCAGCCCCGAGAUCCUCAACGCCGGCGGCAGCUACUCGGGCAAGGCGGCCGACGUGUGGAGCCUGGGCGUCAUGCUCUACACCAUCCUGGUGGGGCGCUACCCCUUCCACGACGUGGAGCCGGGCUCCCUCUUCAGCAAGAUCCGCCGGGGCCACUUCAACGUCCCUGACACGCUCACCCCCAAGGCUAAGUGCCUGAUCCGCUCCAUUCUCCGUCGGGAACCAACUGAGCGCCUCACCUCCCGUGAGAUUCUGGAGCACCCCUGGUUUGCUGCCGCCGCCGCCGGAGCCCCGGGGGCUACGCACGGCCGAGGGGAGCAGGAGCAGCUGGUCCCUGAGGUGAGCAUGGAGGAGGUGGAGAUGUUCAGCUGAGCGCACGCCAAGCACAAACGGACCAGCAGCUCUGCCGCCACAGGGACGGGGGGUGGGGGGGGAGGCGGGGCAGGGCGGGGUUUCGCCACAAGAGCCCCAGUAGUUUAGCGAGGGUUUGUCGUCACUAUGAGGUGUUUCCAUCUUUGCUUCUCUACCAUUUCCAUGGAAACCUUGAAGCAUGACAAACGCCAUCGUGGCCCCACACGGCCCCCGGGACACCACAGGGCCCCACACGGCCCCAUGUGGCCCCCAGGACGCCGCCACUAAAAAUGUAGCAAAACGUACUUUUUUUUUUUUUUUCCCCUUUGUUUUGAUGUGCUGGUCGUGCUAGACGGCCACCAUGUUGACACUAUGGCAAGCAUGAAGGGACAUACGAGCACGGCCAAGCCACACCCCCUUUUCUCUUAGCCCGCCCAUCAAUAAACCAAAAGAAGAUGAAAUGUAUAUCUAUAUUGAUAGAAGUAUCAAAUCUAUAUUUCACAGUAGAUUGCAGGGUUUAACCCCCCCCUCCACAGGACAGGAUCUUUGUUUCAAGCCCCGCCCCUCCACUCUUUUUUUUUUUUGGUGCCAGUAUCCCCGCCCCCAGCAACAGUAUUGCUCCGCCCCCACCAUCGUGCUCGGAUGUUACUUGAAUUUUUAUUGUAUUUUUUCCAAUAAUCAACCUCAUUAUCAGCAUGCACCCCCUCAAUGCUAUAGCUUGCCUGCCUUGUGGGGGGUGGGGUUGGGGGGGGGGUUGGACAUGGGGGUGCGCUUGAUUCUUCAAAAACAAACCAUUUGCUCCCGCAGCAGGAAUCCUACUGCUUUUCUUUUCUUUCUAGACGGAGCUUCCUCUUUCUUUCAGUUGGUGCUGAGUUGGUGCUAAUCUUUUGUUUUCACGGGGGGGCGGGGGGGUGGUGCAU